AUGGCACAUUAUCCGUAUCGCCUUUUAACCCGACAAGAUGCAUCCCAAUCAAGUUCCAGUAUUAUGAGCGAUGAAGGCAAUAGCUUUCCUGUUUAUUCUUCUCCAAGUGAUUCUUUUUCCAUACCAUCAAGCGUUCAAUCAAGCACUAGUGUUACAACUGCUCAAGAGAUCCAAUACAUUCGCCGCCAACUGAAGGAAAUCCAGGACACUUUGAAGAUACUGGUAGACCGCGAACCUAGUGCCCCACAGGCAGGAGAGCUGCCGGUAAACUCACAACGCACCUCUGUGUCCCUCUUUUCGGAUUUGCUGAGACCCCAUCGCAUCGUCCCACAUCCUCGCCAAAGUGAGGUUGAACUUAACGGAUCUCAACGCAAAGCCCAAUUCAGCUGGAAAUUGAUGGAAUGGCUAGUUGACCACGUAGCACGUACUCAGUUGGAUAUGGUGCUCGGCAAGCAAGACUUGGUGAAUGCAUGCAACAAUGCCAAAGGCAGCUUGAUUUCAGGUGUUCAAGGUGACAUUUGCGCUACCUUCGAUAUCUCGAACGACGUGUCUUGGGGUUCUCUCCCAAAGAGAGCGCAAUGGGCGGCUAUUUUGCUCUUGGAAGAACGCGCUGCUUUAUUCCUUCCGCUCGGAAGUUGUAUUGCCCACUGGGGAGCGCGUUUGAUGAUUGCGAAGUUCUGGACAAGUACCAAUACUACUAAGGCAUCUUCAUCUGAUGUGAUGCUGCGGCCGAACCGUGCAAUGUUUGCACAUCGUCUUCCGAUGUUGAAAGUACUCUAUUUCUUCAUUACUUGUACUGAUGAUAUCAAAGGUGACGAUAGUGACACCUCUUCCGAGGAAUCUGACGAGACGGGAUCAUGCACUGGUACUGAUAAAACCUCAUCAAAAGUACCAAGACGUGAUCAAGAUCACCCUGUCGAGGAAGAGGAUGUGAUGGAAGUAUCUAAACCACGUCGAGGAUCAAGCAAGAAGAGAGGCCCGCGUUCAUUUGACAAUGGUAGUGGAUACCACAAGAAGCAACAAGGCCUCCAAGGUUCAGAAGGUGGCUAA
Molecule: messenger RNA, 1050 nt
Organism: Lichtheimia ornata
Lineage: Eukaryota; Fungi; Mucoromycota; Mucoromycetes; Mucorales; Lichtheimiaceae
Exons: 5
Coding region: 1-1050 (349 amino acids)
Source: RefSeq, a predicted model, not a curated record